AUGCAUUUCUCCAAGAUACAGAGCCUUCUGGCCGCCGUCAUCCUCCUCGGUACUCCACUCACGUCUCUCGCUGCUCCUGCUCCAGACGCUUUGGCUGUCCCAGAACCGGCCGCUCUCGCUCUAGCAGAACCAGCACUCGUCGAGCGCGAAGCUAUCCCACAGGGCGCAAACGACGACGAUGACAACAACAACAAUGAUGACGACGAUGAUGACAACAACAACGGCGGCAAUGGUGGCAAUAACAACAACAACCAGCGCACCGUGAGCACAUGCGUUCCACGCAAUGGUAACAACAACAAUAACAACAAUGCUGGCUACCGUGCUUGCAUCAAUGUAACCUUCUUCCGUAACAAUCGUCGCCAGGUCCGUGUUUCAAUCGUCCUCGAUGAUACACAGCGUGGCGACGGCAGCGUCAGAGGCCAGUACUCCCUCUACUCAGGUGGUCGAGGAAACAAUGGCGGGAACAAUGGUGGGAACAACAACAACAACAACAAUGGUAGACGAACCUCCGAUGUCUAUCGUGCAAAUGAUCAGAAUCGACGCACCAGCAGCACCAGGACUUGGAAUCUGGACCGAGAUAUCCAGUAUCUCACAGUUUCGGGUUGGAGGGCUCGUGAUGAGGGGAGGAAGGGUACCAGCGACAGAUUGAAUUACCCAUUCAACUGA
Cercospora beticola is the source of this 666-nucleotide messenger RNA. RefSeq lists its product as uncharacterized. The record is from RefSeq and is a predicted model, not a curated record. NCBI's taxonomy places the organism in Eukaryota, Fungi, Ascomycota, Dothideomycetes, Mycosphaerellales, Mycosphaerellaceae.